GUGCGGCCAUGUGGCGCCUGCUCCGGCGGCCGCCUGCCCUUCCCGGGCCCUCCGCCCCGCCCCGACGGGGGAUACACCAACCCGAUGCGGCCCCCGGCCCGGACGCGUCGGCCCUGCGGCCCCUCUACAUGGACGUGCAGGCCACCACCCCGCUGGACCCCCGUGUGCUGGACGCCAUGCUGCCCUACCUCGUCAACUUGUACGGGAACCCGCACUCGCGCACCCACGCCUACGGCUGGGAGAGCGAGGCCGCCGUGGAGCGCGCCCGCCAGCAAGUGGCCGCGCUGAUCGGCGCCGACCCCCGGGAGAUCGUCUUCACCAGCGGGGCCACCGAGUCCAACAACCUGGCCAUCAAGGGCACGGCCCGGUUCUACAAGUCGCGGAAGCAGCACGUGGUGACCACGCAGACGGAGCACAAGUGCGUGCUGGACUCCUGCCGGGCCCUGGAGGCCGAGGGCUUCCGCCUCACCUACCUGCCCGUUCAGCGCAGCGGGAUCGUCGACCUUGAGGAGCUGGAGGCCGCCAUCCGCCCCGACACGGGCCUGGUGUCCGUCAUGGCCGUCAACAACGAGAUCGGCGUGGAGCAGCCCGUCCGGGACAUCGGGCGCAUCUGCGCGGCCCGCGAGGUCCGCUUCCACACGGACGCCGCUCAGGCGGUGGGGAAGAUCCCGCUGGACGUCAACGAGAUGAAGAUCGACCUCAUGAGCAUCAGCGGCCACAAGCUGUACGGCCCCAAAGGGGUGGGAGCGAUGUACAUCCGGCGGCGCCCCCGGGUCCGCGUGGAGCCCCUGCAGAGCGGCGGCGGGCAAGAGCGGGGCCUGCGUUCCGGCACGGUGCCCACGCCCCUCGUCGUGGGACUGGGGGCCGCAUGCGAGGUGGCGCGGCAGGAGAUGGAGUACGACCACCGGAGGAUCUCCAUGCUGGCGGAGCGGCUGACGGGGAAGAUCGUGAGCAGCCUGCCCGACGUGGUGAUCAACGGAGACCCCCGACGCCGCUACCCAGGCUGCAUCAACCUGUCCUUCGCCUACGUGGAAGGGGAAAGCCUGCUCAUGGCGCUCAAGGACGUGGCCCUGUCCUCCGGCAGCGCCUGCACGUCCGCCUCCCUGGAGCCGUCCUACGUCCUGAGGGCCAUCGGCACAGACGAGGAUCUGGCCCACUCCUCCAUCAGGUUCGGCAUCGGCCGCUUCACGACUGAGGAGGAAGUGGACUUCACCGCGGCCAAGUGCAUCCAACACGUGCAGCGCCUGCGGGAGAUGAGCCCGCUGUGGGAGAUGGUACAGGAUGGCGUGGACCUGAAGAGCAUCAAGUGGACGCAGCACUAGAGCGGACGCGUGCCGGGGCCCGGCCCGGGGCCCUGGUGCAAUGGACUGGCCCGGGCGGUGCCCCCGAUCUUUGGCUUCCCUCCCCACCUUCAUUCCACUCUGCUGGUCAGAGCCGGCCGGGGCGCCGGCGCUCAGGGGCUCCGGGGCCCGGUUUCCCGCCCGGCCGGGCCCCCGUGCUCACGGCCCGGGACCAAGUUGUGCCCCUUGGGAGAGUCGCCGUCGCCGCCGGGGUUGGGCGAUCGGCGGGCAUGGCCCGGCGCGGCGGCCCCCCGAGGCACCCGGCGGUUUUCGUGCAGGCCUUAGAAAUAAAGGACGUCUCUGCCGGCCGGUCGGGUCAGUCCGC
Messenger RNA from Tachyglossus aculeatus (Australian echidna), 1665 nucleotides. RefSeq names its product NFS1 cysteine desulfurase (gene NFS1). Gene Ontology annotation, molecular function: pyridoxal phosphate binding; cysteine desulfurase activity. Lineage: Eukaryota; Metazoa; Chordata; Mammalia; Monotremata; Tachyglossidae. The record is from RefSeq and is a predicted model, not a curated record. Gene Ontology annotation, biological process: [2Fe-2S] cluster assembly. The transcript has 13 exons. Gene Ontology annotation, cellular component: mitochondrion; cytosol; nucleus. Bases 9 to 1322 code for a protein of 437 amino acids.